Cornus florida is the source of this 1137-nucleotide messenger RNA. RefSeq names its product replication protein A 70 kDa DNA-binding subunit B-like. The record is from RefSeq and is a predicted model, not a curated record. Bases 1 to 1137 code for a protein of 378 amino acids. Lineage: Eukaryota; Viridiplantae; Streptophyta; Magnoliopsida; Cornales; Cornaceae. The transcript is spliced from 9 exons.
AUGUUGAAAGUAGUUUUGAUGGAUGAUGAUGUAAGUAUACCAUCGGCUAUUUCUGGAACACAAAUUCAAGGUGUCUUAUUUAACGAGCUUGUCACCAAAUUCAGUGAUUCACUAUUGCUUCACAAGACAUACAGAAUUUCUAGUGUAACUGUAAAAGACGUUAAUCCUAUAUAUAGGAGUGUGCACAAGGAGUAUGAAUUGAAGUUUCUUAAUAAUACCUUAAUUGAAGUUGAAGAGCUUGAAGUAGUAAGUUUGGAAACAAUAAACUUUAAUUUUGUGGACUUUAAGGAGCUGAACAAGUACACUGAUGCAAAAGAAAAUAUGGAUGCUUUGGGAAUUGUUAUUGAGGUAUCUCCUACAUUGAACAUAUGUAAGAAGAACAACAAAGGCACAACCAAAAAGCGGGAAGUCAUUAUAAUGGAUAUGAGUUCAAGGACAACUACUUUGACGUUAUGGGAGGAUCUUGCUGAGAAUGAAGGAAACUUUAUCAUGGAACUAAUACAAGAAAGACCUAUUAUCACAGUUACACAUGUGGCAAUCAAUACCUACAAAGGUCUGUCUCUUCAAACGCAAAAAGGAUCUACAUUGCAAAUCAAUAUGGAUAUUGAAAGUGUCAAAGCAUUAAGACAUUGGUCCAAGGAGAAUAUUAAUAACAAAGAUAUAAGAAGUUUGAUUUCCAGUACAAAAGAUCAAAAAUUCAAUGGUGCUGAAAAAGUUAAACUUCAAGACAUAAUUGGAAAAUCUGCAAUGUCCUUUGAGAAAACAAAUUACUGUUUCGAAGCAACAAUUCGAAAUGUCGUUAAUGACCGCGAACCAUUCAUGAUGAUAGUUAAAGUGCGAAGUAUGGAACAUAUUGCAACACUUGCAACCCUAACAGUGUUCAAUGAUUGCCAAACAUUAAUAAAUUGUUCACUGUAUGAUUUACUACAAUUACAAAUUGAGGACAUGGAUGAAUUCAGCAACAAAGUGACAAGCUGCAAAGGGAAAUCUUUUCUUUUUCUGGUGAAGAUAGACAAUACUCAACAGCAAGUCGUGAAAACUUAUUUUGCGGUGGAAGAAUUAAAAGAAUUGACACUUGACAAUGGUUCAUUUCAUGAAGAAAUGAGAUAUGCAAAAAAGAUAAAGAUUGAGAAAUAA